This is a messenger RNA of Plectropomus leopardus (leopard coralgrouper), 690 nucleotides long. The record is from RefSeq and is a predicted model, not a curated record. Lineage: Eukaryota; Metazoa; Chordata; Actinopteri; Perciformes; Serranidae.
UCAAAGUUCAGCGCAGCUCCCCUCGUGUGCUGCGGUGCGUUUUUGCAGACUGAGAGCGGAGUUUAAACACCUGCAGGGACAUAAAAACACCUUUAUCUCGGAGGAGACAGCUCGCUGAAGAAGUUGCCAUGGCGUCCUACACCUGCAUCAGCUGCCGAGUGGCUUUCGCAGAUGGCGAGGUGCAGCGAGCGCACUACAAAACCGACUGGCACCGCUACAACCUGAAGCGCAAGGUGGCCGACAUGCCGCCGGUCACUGCCGAGAACUUCCAGGAGCGAGUCCUGGCACAGCGGGCGGCCGCCGAACAGCAGGCGAGCGACGCGACGGCCACAGAGGGCUGCGCCGUCUGCAACAAGAAGUUCUCCAGCGCCAACGCAUACCAGAACCACCUGCAGUCCCACAAACACCAGCAGGCGGAGAGGCAGGCGCUGCUGGCGGCGCAGAGGAAAGUGGAGAAGAUGAACGAGAAGAACCUGGAGAAAGGACUCGGAGAUGAGAAGGUGGAUCACGACGCCAGGAACGAGGCCCUGCAGCAGGCCCUGAGAGAGCAGCAGAGGCCGAGCCCGGCGAAGCAAGGGGCGGCAACGGAGGCGAAAAGACAGAAGGCGGAGAAGCAGGAGAAACCUCCGAGGAUGAUGUGGCUGGAGGAGCAAACCAAGAGGCGAGAGAGAGAGGAGGGAGCUGCAGCUG